CUCUGUUCGCGACCGUGGAGGCGACCGUCCGCGCUUCACCUUCUCCUCCCCCUUUCCUCUGAUUCCAAGCUUACCUUCCCUAAUUAGGGUUCCAUUUCGUCUCUUCUCUCGUCCCAUCAAAGGCGCAUUGAUCCCUUUCGGCGUUCCGCUCCCAGAUCUCGGACUCGGAACCGAUUCCGUCCGCCGGAUCUGAUCUCUUCGGCGGGAUCCCGACGAGAUCGCGCCUUGAUUCGAUAGAUCUGGUCCUUCUGCCUUGUCGAAAUCCUCCCCGGCCGCUAUGUUUCUCGUAGAUUGGUUCUACGGGGUCCUCGCCUCCCUUGGUCUGUGGCAGAAGGAGGCCAAGAUCUUGUUCUUGGGACUCGAUAACGCUGGGAAGACCACGCUGCUUCAUAUGCUCAAGGAUGAGAGAUUAGUUCAGCACCAGCCGACGCAGUAUCCGACGUCGGAGGAGCUGAGCAUCGGGAAGAUCAAGUUCAAGGCUUUCGAUCUGGGAGGCCAUCAGAUCGCACGACGUGUCUGGAAGGAUUACUACGCUAAGGUGGAUGCAGUGGUAUACCUGGUGGACGCAAAUGACAAGGAGAGGUUUGCAGAGUCAAAGAAGGAACUGGAUGCACUUCUCUCUGAUGAUUCCUUGGCAAAUGUCCCCUUCCUCAUCCUGGGCAACAAAAUCGACAUUCCAUAUGCAGCAUCAGAGGACGAGUUGAGGUUCCAUCUAGGCCUGAACAACUUCACAACAGGAAAGGGCAAGGUGAAUCUCACAGACUCCAACGUCCGCCCCCUUGAGGUCUUCAUGUGCAGCAUCGUGCGCAAGAUGGGCUACGGCGAUGGCUUCAAGUGGGUUUCCCAAUACAUCAAGUAGUAGGAUUGCGCCUUUGAGGCCAUGUGGUGGUCUAAACCAUAAGAACUCGAACGCUCUACCUGCCCCAUGGUUCUCGGAUUCUUAGUUGUGGUUGGAACUCUCACUCUCGUGUUAUCUGUUCUGUUGUGUUUAGACUCUUAUUUUAAAGGACCAUGGAACACUGGUGCAAAACAGGAUAUUGUGAUCCUAAAAAUCUGGUUGAUGUUUUGGUUCGUUUCUCAAAUUAUUUAUACGAGGGAGGGUUAAUGAUCUAAAA
Musa acuminata subsp. malaccensis (wild Malaysian banana) is the source of this 1115-nucleotide messenger RNA. Its product is annotated as GTP-binding protein SAR1A. Gene Ontology annotation, cellular component: COPII vesicle coat; endoplasmic reticulum exit site. Gene Ontology annotation, molecular function: GTPase activity; GTP binding. Gene Ontology annotation, biological process: vesicle organization; endoplasmic reticulum to Golgi vesicle-mediated transport; intracellular protein transport. The record is from RefSeq and is a predicted model, not a curated record. NCBI's taxonomy places the organism in Eukaryota, Viridiplantae, Streptophyta, Magnoliopsida, Zingiberales, Musaceae.